GCAGCUGCUGUGGGGGACCCAAAAGCAGCUGCUGUUGUGAGAGAUGAGAACCUCUCCUGGGAGGAGUUCAAUGAAGUGACUUCUCACAUGAUCAGCAUGAUGAAAGUGCACAACUGGCCAGACAACUGUGUCGACAUGCACAUACACUUCUGGAAUGCACUCCAAAACCACUGGUGGUGCCAUUCACUGGACCACCUUAAGCAGUGUGCAUUGCUAUCAUAUCAGUCACAGCAGUGGCACCUCACCAUCAGA
Messenger RNA from Suillus subalutaceus, 252 nucleotides. RefSeq lists its product as uncharacterized. The transcript has a single exon. The record is from RefSeq and is a predicted model, not a curated record. NCBI's taxonomy places the organism in Eukaryota, Fungi, Basidiomycota, Agaricomycetes, Boletales, Suillaceae. The annotation marks the transcript as partial.